AUGAACAUUGUCUUUAAAGGAACGUCUCUGCGUAACUGUGCCACUGUUUCCGAAUCUGGUAUCAGGUGUUAUGACACACUCGUUGAAGCAGUUUUAAUGAUGGAUGGAGACGUUUUGAUUUUUCAAGGAUUGAAAGACUUGGAUACACUACCAGGCUAUUGUCACCAAGAUGAUGAACUGCAGGGUUCACACAGAGGUAUACGACUCAUAGUCGAUCAACAGAAAGGAGAUGCCUUUAAGCUGUAUCGUCAGCAACGACAAAACACCGUGGGAUCAAGUCAGUCUGGGCACGUGACUUGGCACGACACGACACAUUUAACAGAAGGAUCUUCCAUUAGCUCAGUCAUAUGCACCGAGAUAAAAACAUACCAGGAAGCGACUCACUGUGCUGAAAACAGACCUCCAACAACAGCAAUAUCACCGAGUUCAGUCACAAGAGAGUCACAGGCAUCGCUAGAGUCACAGAGUUUUGUAAAAAGUGAGUCACAGAGUUUGUUCAAAACAGAAUCAGAGACUGGACUCCCAACAGAAUAUCAGAGUGUGGACACAACCGAGUCACGAAGUUUAACAGGUUACCAAAAUGUGGAUCAGAUUCAUGCAAUUGAAACCAAGUCGAUUACUGUGAAAGACGGCGUUUACAACUUGAAGUUUCAAGGUACAUAUUCAAAAGCAGCUGCAAAGAAUCUAUUUGGGCGUUCCCGUUCAUAUACAGAUAUGUUGGCAAUAUGUGAGCCAGAGAUCACUCCGAGUGGUUCGCAGUUAUCAUUGCCAGAAAUCCCGACAAAAGACAAACUUCAACAGAUAUUCGUUUUUCUUUCUAAGAAUCUUGGUAAUGAAUGGCAGAUGCUGGCGUUCCAUUUGGGAUUAGAAAAGAAAGACAUAGACAAGUGCGAAUGUGGACAUGAAAAGAAUCUGGAACUGCAGAUACACAGGAUGCUGUCCUGCUGGAGGUCCAAGAAGGGAAAAUGGGCAACCAAAGAUAAACUACUUCGUGCAUUACGAUUGUGUGAGCUCAACAGUAUUGCCGAUGACUUGGAAAACGAUUUUCCCGAUAGUCUGUAAAGUUAGAACUGUUUCGUAGAUUAAGUUGUGUGAGCUCAACAGUAUUGCCGAUGACUUGGAAACACAUUUCUCAAAUAGUCUAUAAAGUUGCCGCCAUUGUGCAACCUGAUACCUCUCGUACCCCGUCUGACACGCCGUGCAUGCAAGCACCAUGCAGGCAUCCUCGUCCUUUGCCGCUAAAAAGCUGGUCUGACUCAUGACAUUAACGAUCGCAGGUCGAACCCAUGCCACUAACGAUCGCUGGUCUAACCCAUGCCACUAACGAUCGCCGGUAAAAGGAUAUUGUUAUUGAUCAAUAGCAACAAUAGUGUAUAAAAUUAUGAUAAAUGAAGGUGUUCAACAUGGCUAUAGGCUUAAAUAUUUAGUAUAUGUAUACAUGAUACACUAAAUGAUACCAAAACAUUUUAAAUAAUAAAAAAACAACACUUUUGUUCAUAUGGUUUCUGAACAACGGCGAGAUCAAUACUUACAAGCUUAGAAUGAUAAGGUCAAGGUAGCAAGGUGUUAAAAAAGGUGAUAUUUAAAGAUAAAACCAACCAUUACAAUGUCUUUAACAAACGACGAUCCUAUUCGACAUACCAAUAUGUAAACUAGCCGCCAUCUUCCCCGACAAUUCCCAGGCCUACACUGUACCAACAUGUUUUGUGAUAACAUUAGCUCAUUGAACCACGAUGAACAUUGCUUAACCUUAUUUCUACUCAAAACAAAACAAUCCAAACAAGAGACACAACGAUACACCAUAAAGGCGACUCUAGCUUUGAAACAGCUGAACAUGCAAAUCGGGCGAGUUCAAAGUAAAAGUAGAUUUUUUAAAAGUUAAAACUUUCGAGUCCGAUCAGUCGUCAAUUACCAGUUUUACCUCACAUAUGCCAUCGACUUCCUUUGUCAUUAUUAUUAAUAUCUUGAAAGAUCUUAAUGGUAACCAGCAACAGAUAUCUAUCAAAUUGGAUACUUGUAUUUUAUUAUAUUACGUAUACAAUGCCUGUAUCUUUUGCUAUUAAUAAUGUGAUUUUUUAGUGUCUCAUAACUCCCUAAGCAGUGGCUUUUAUAUUGUUUAUUAAGAAGGUUUCUCAUGUCUUUUACUCUGUAUAUAUUGAGUGAGACUUUAAUAAAACAUUUGUGUAUCUGUCUGUCUGUAUACGUGAGAAUGAGUUCAAAACUUAUCUUAGCAGUGUUAAAAUUUUCUAUUAAAAAAGGAAAAUGUUUUGAACUCGACUCGAAACGAAACCAGCUCAUUCAAAACAAAACUCACUCAUGAAAUAGUUAAUUUAAAAACAGAGAACAGAAUAGAAUAGAAUAGAUGUUUAACAGAAGACAUCGGCUGUUGGGUGUCAAACUAUGGUAUAUGCAAACAUUAAGUGAUGCUCAACAACGGGAAACAGAGACAUUCAUGUAUCAAUUGAAAGAAUGAAGUUUACUUCAAACUAGCACUGGACAGAACUAAUAAUUCUGAACAACACACGCGGCAAAAUAGUGUUAAAAUAUUUGGAAUUGCGAACUAAAAUAAACAGCGCGGAAAAUCAUUUAAAAAAACACUUCGAGACAAAUGUUUCAAAACAUUGGCAUGAAUGUAGUGAAACUUGAUGUUACUGUCGCUUGUAGAAAACCAAGACCAGUUAUUGUCAAGUUAUAGCCAGAACACACAAGAUAGUGGCGAUUAUUAAGCGAAGAAAACUGAAAGGUACACGCGUUGUUAUAACAGAGGAUUUAACAACACACGAUUGUUUUCUUCAACGAAGUAACGUCCAUGUAGGUUGGAGUCGAGACGGGAUCAACUGUGGCAACCUUCGGUCUAACGGAAGUGUUGUUAGCAUAGGCGUACGGGUUGACUUUUGUCCGAAUUAAACGAAAAUUCCUGAAUGUGCAUAACUACCUUUAUUCAUAUUAGCAUUACUACGAAACAGCUAUAUAGGGUUGCAAACGAACCACCCCGCAU
Molecule: messenger RNA, 2998 nt
Organism: Gigantopelta aegis
Lineage: Eukaryota; Metazoa; Mollusca; Gastropoda; Neomphalida; Peltospiridae
Exons: 3
Coding region: 1-1062 (353 amino acids)
Biological process (GO): signal transduction
Molecular function (GO): protein binding
Source: RefSeq, a predicted model, not a curated record